AUGCACCGGGAUACUGAUUGCAAGAUCGCAAAGCUGCGACAAGAGGUGCAGAGUACUCUCCAAUCUUCACAAUCUUCACCAAGCCAGCUCAUAACUCUUCAGAAAGAGAACCAUGAGUUGUCGUCCAGACUUGGAAAAGCCCAUGAAAAUGAGGACAAGCUGAAGGCUGAGAAAAAGGCUUGUAUUGAUGAGGAGCGUCGACUGCAACGGGAGAUGGCUGAGCUACGCGCCACAAGCGAUGCGGAUCUGUCCAAGUCCCGAUCAGAUGCGGCCACUGCGAAUAAGCAACUCAUGGAACACCACAACAGAGCGAUCGAAGAUUUGAACCGCCGUUUGUCGCAAGCAGAAGCUGCUUUGAAGAAGUCGGAGUCAGAUGCACGGCUCUCAAAGGACCAGCACAUGGCUAAGAUCGCAUCUGACCAAAAGAUAGCCGCAUCAAAACUUUUUGACCUGGAGAGUAGGUACCAGGAAAAGAUCAAAGUCCUGGAAGAGACACUGCAUGAACGACCUCGUCUCGGUCGGGACCAAGAGACACAGACUGCUCUCAUUGAGAGAGCUCUCUCUGAACCCAAUCAGGGGAGUAAGAAUCGUAAGAGAGUCAGUCGGCUCAAUGAAUCAGUGCCCGGGGCGCCAAACCAACUGGACUCUCGAGCGGACAACCUCUUCUCAGUAGUCCAAGUUAAGGAUUCUCGACCGCCAGAUGAUGACUCAGGCGUAUUCAAGAGCUUGUUCGAGGAUCCACUUGGAAGCAAGGAAUUCUUCGAUGACGAACCUGAUCUCUCCAUGGUUGGCCAGGCCGACUUUGUGUCGGAAACUCAGGGAACUAUGCCAUUUUUGGGACUUCCAGGGCUAGUUCCGGAAACCCAAGACGUCGGUGCCUUAUCAAUGUCGCAGCAUGUCUUCAAGGAGAGGCUAGCUCGCGCCUCACAAGAAGAACAGAGGCCCCGAGAUUCCAGCUCAGUUGAUUUCAGCAGCAUAGCUUCUGAAGAUCUGAUACAACUGCAGAGAGAGGCCCAACCGACGUCUCGACCAAUGCUUCGUGGCCGUGAGUGCAGCUACCCCAAGCAUGGGUCCUCCCAGAAACAUGUCGCUAAAGUUUCAUCAAAAUCUGAGAGCGACUCUGUGGCUGAAUUGCGAUCAUCUCAGUCGUAUGAUCGUCCUAGAUCACAAGCCAAUACAGCUUCUCGCAUGAUGCCUCCGGAGCAUAAUUCGCACCGCUCCCAGUCACGCAACGGUAACUCUGUCCCAGAGAAGGUAUCAUCUCAACACUCCGUAUAUGGACAGGCGUCCCGAAAGUUCAGCAGCAGCAAUGUUGAUACGACCGACCUCAUGCACUCGAAGUCGUCAGUAGCGAGGCAGACGCACAGUCAACAUGAUCCCUGGAAUUCCGCUGAAUCAGGAUCGCAACGGAAGGUAGGCACAGCAGUACAGGAUCGUAUCGUGAAGAGAAAGGUUUCGCCCUGCGAUUCAGAUAGGGAUUCUAGUAUCAAGAAGCCGCGCAAUUCUUCUCAGGCGGACAGGAGUCUCGGCACCGCUGACCAACGUCCCCAUGCAUCUAAGUUGUCCGUUCCUGGCUCUCGCUCGAAGGCGCAAAAUGGGCCCCCCUAUGCCCGUGGACCGUCCUCAUCGUCACGCCCGAAAGCCUCAAUCACCUCUAGUGUCCAGCCUCGCACUGGCCAAAUGACCUCUUCAAAAGACAUCUAUUCCUCCCGCCAACGGCCUUCGUCACAAGCAUACGCUACGUCUCGCUCGCAGGACUCUCCGGCUCGACAGACGAGGAGUAAGAGCAGGAAGAAUGUCAGCUCUGGAGACAUUUACACUGAUCGCUUUGACGAAGAGCUUGGCAGGAAGCGGUAA
Pyrenophora tritici-repentis Pt-1C-BFP is the source of this 1857-nucleotide messenger RNA. Its product is annotated as protein conserved in bacteria protein. The record is from RefSeq and is a predicted model, not a curated record. NCBI's taxonomy places the organism in Eukaryota, Fungi, Ascomycota, Dothideomycetes, Pleosporales, Pleosporaceae.